Molecule: messenger RNA, 960 nt
Organism: Prunus armeniaca (apricot)
Lineage: Eukaryota; Viridiplantae; Streptophyta; Magnoliopsida; Rosales; Rosaceae
Source: the annotation of a GenBank genome assembly
AUGAAGUCUAACUACGACAUUGUGAGACUCAUACAAGUUUAUGACACAAAGACAAAGAAGUUCAAGUUUAAUGAUGGUGACAGUGAGAUGAAAAGCAAAGAUGUGGCUGAAAUUUUUGGCUUGCCAAACAGUGGCAAGAAGUUACCAAGCACAACAACCUCAACAAGGCCAAAAUUGCAGUUUGUAGAGAAAUACUUCGUGCGGUAUAAGAAGAUAACAAAGACUUCAAUUGAUAAGUGCUUGAAUUUAGCACUUGAAGAUGAAACAGAAGAGGGUGCUAUGGAUGUAACAAGAUUGAUAAUCCUACAACUCUUCAUGACCAAUCUCUUCUGCAACUCUGGUUGUACACUUGCUUGGACAUAUACAACCACAAUAGACACCUUAGAAGAGAUGGGGAAAUAUAAUUGGGCUCGAGGAGUUUUGGACUACAUGUAUUUUGGAUUAGAACAAGCAAAGAAGAACAAGAAGGACAAAAAAAAGCAGCCAAGCGUGAGUGGCUGCCUAAUCCUAAUACUGUAUUGGCUGUGUCAAAGAUCUAACCUGCUCACUCCAAUUCUUGGAAGAGAACAAAUGACACCAGUUGCUGUCAAAUGGAGUCUUCAAGAACUCAGCGCGAAGCUUCAUCAUCUAAAGAACAACCAGAUUAAGAUAAAAAGCACUAAAGCUCAAGAGCCGGAUGAUGAUUCUGAAGAAGAGAAUGAAGAGAAUGAUGAUGAUUAUGAAGAAGAGAAUGAAGAGGAGGCUGAUGCUGCUGAAGAAGUGAAUGAAGAACAUGAUGAUGAUGCUGCUGAAGAAGUGAGUGAAGACAAGGAUGAUGCUGCUGAAGAGGUGAAUGAAGAGCAUGGUGAUGCUGCUGAAGAAGAAAAUGAAGAGGAGGAGGAUGCUGAAGUGAAUGGAGACCAUGAUGAUGCUGCUGAACAUCAAGUCCAGCAACACCACCAGGUACAAGAAGACCUCUAA